AUGGCCAUACUUGAAGCGGAAGUGGCGUUCUUGGCGCAUGCGUUGGGAUACACACCGGAGCAGGUGCGAGCUGGUGCGGUGCAGCGCAUUCAAGCCCAAGACUGGGUGGUAUCUCGUCAGCAUACCUCGUCCGUGCAAGGCAUUCCCAGUGCACAAUGGGGCACCGAGGCCGGACAACCCAGCAAAGCGGCAGCUGCGCAGGGCGUGAAAGCAGGAGAGGGAGGCGUUGACGAGGACCUCGAGACGGCGACUUACACCAUGGUUACCAUCGAGAAGGCUACUGGAAAGUGGGGGGCAAAGAUAUUGUUGUGGGAUGGGGAUAAACGGCGGCAGCAUUGGCUUGGCGCUUACACGACCCCCAAAGAGGCCGCUGUGGCGUUUGUGGCAGCUGCUCAUGUGCUGCGACACGGUGAGGAGAUAGUAAAUACCAUCCCUCUGAUAGAUGCACACAAGGCGUUGCUGGAGGGCUGCGACAAGGAUGCGGUGGUAAAGCUCGUGGGUGCGCGCAUGUGGUGGCGGUGGAAGAAGUGGCGCCAAGUGGUGCAGGAACUUGAUUCCAAAAAGAGACGCCAAAGGAAGGCCCCGUCAGCUAACACACGGGGCAAGAAGAGGAGAGUGGACGGCAAGGUGGCUGGUGGCGGGGAUGUUGAAGCGACGGGGAGUGAUGUUGCAGGAAUCGGACAAACAGAGCCGAUCGAACUCGUGGAGAACGAAGGGGAGUCCCAGGGUGCCAGCGGCAAAGAGGAUGAUGGGGGGGAGGAUGAGAACGAAGAGGGGGAUGAGGGGUAUGAGGGUGAUGAGGGGGAUGAGGAGUACGUUGGUGAGGAGGGUGGUGAUGAAGAUGGAUCUCAGUAG
Messenger RNA from Closterium sp. NIES-65, 855 nucleotides. NCBI's taxonomy places the organism in Eukaryota, Viridiplantae, Streptophyta, Zygnematophyceae, Desmidiales, Closteriaceae. The record is from the annotation of a GenBank genome assembly.